Messenger RNA from Ananas comosus (pineapple), 1478 nucleotides. Its product is annotated as cysteine synthase-like. The transcript has 7 exons. Gene Ontology annotation, cellular component: cytoplasm. The coding region runs from base 87 to 1121 and encodes 344 amino acids. NCBI's taxonomy places the organism in Eukaryota, Viridiplantae, Streptophyta, Magnoliopsida, Poales, Bromeliaceae. The record is from RefSeq and is a predicted model, not a curated record. Gene Ontology annotation, molecular function: cysteine synthase activity.
AAGUGUCAACUAUUAUACUAUAGUAGUACUGUGGGGAAGCGAUAAGCGCUGAAGCUGCUUGAGAUCGGAGGUUGAAGAAGCCAUUAAUGGAGGAGGAAGGGAGAAGUGGGAUCCCGUCGCUCUUCUCAUCCCAACAGGGAGAAGACGAUGACGGGAGGGAGCACAUCGCCUCUGAUAUCACUCAGCUUAUAGGUUGGACGCCGCUGAUAGAGCUGAAACGUAUCACCGGCAAUGACGGAAUAAAUGCUCGAUUGGUUGGAAAGUUGGAAUCUUAUCAACCCCUUUCUUCUGUUAAGGACCGUAGCGCUCUUCGAAUGAUUGAAGAUGCUGAGGAGAAGGGCCUAAUUACACCUGGUGUUACGACGUUGGUAGAACCUACAAGUGGUAAUUUGGGUAUCGGUUUGACCUAUAUAGCUCUCCAGAAAGGUUACAAGUUCAUUGCGGUUAUGCCGGCUCAGUAUUCGCUUGAUAAGCAGAUUUUAUUGAAAUAUCUUGGUGCUGAAGUGUACUUAACCGAUCCUUUGCUCGCAUUUCAAGGACUUGUUGACAAAGUGGAGCAGUUGAAGAAAGAAAUCCCAAAUGUUUAUGUUCUUGAUCAGUUCACUAAUGCAGCUAAUCCAGAAGCACACUUCAGAGGGACCGGGCCUGAAAUAUGGAAAGAUACAGGGGGUAAAGUGGAUAUUUUUGUAUGUGGGCCCGGUUCAGGAGGUACUCUAACUGGUGUUGGGAGAUACCUCAAGAUGAAAAAUCCUUCUAUUAAGAUCAUCUGUGUUGAACCAGCAGAGAGUUCAGUCAUUUCAGGUGGCGAGCCAGGGAAACAUAAAAUUCAGGGGAUAGGACCUGGCUUUAUUCCACAGAACUUGGACACAUCGCAGAUCGAUGAAGUCAUCACAGUGACAACAGAAGAAGCAAUGUCGAAUGCGAGAAGGUUGGCCAGGGAAGAAGGAUUGCUUGUCGGUAUCUCUUCAGGAGCCAAUUUAGCAGCCUGCUUGAAGGCAGCAGCUAAAGAGAAGAAUAAAGGGAAGAUGAUUGUUACCAUGUUUCCAAGCGGUGGAGAGAGAUAUGUGAGCUCAGAUCUCUUCGCCCUGGCGAGAGAGGAAUGUGCUAAAAUGACCUUCUAAGGCCCAGCCUGCAUGGAAUUUCAGAUUGUAUCAUAGAUGCAUCUGCCACAGGAAAGUUUUCUGUAUUUUUCCGUAAGUUGAUAACACAUUACGCAAAUGGAGAAACAUAUUUCUAUACGCUUCUGUCUCAACUUAUUUUGGUCCAAAAGUGUUAGGCGGUGCUUAGUACCAAAAUGGACAUGAGGGGAACCCUUGUUUGAAAUAAUUGUAUUGUGUAUCGGUAGUGAUCGUUUUAUGUUUCCCUUUGCUUUGAAUUGAUGAUAAAUAAGAACAUUCCAUGUAAUUGUGGGACUUUUUUUUUUAUUCCCCCUAUUUGAGUGAUAAUGAACUGGACCUGGGUACCAAAUUCCCUGAACA